CUUCUGCAUGCCAAUUGUUUCUUGGGGAAACUCGGUGAAUGUGAUCGUUAGGUGUUGGGUGCUGAAGAAAUCUUGAGAAUUGUCGUGUAAUUCGUCUGUGAUUUAAAGAACAUUGUGCACAUAUCUACAAUUUGACAUUCUUUCGCGUUAUUCAGAGUGGCCCUCACCAUCUGUCUAGUUUCUAGGGAUUGACAACCAUGGAAGAAAGUACAUCUCUCUGCAGUAAUUGCCAACGGCCAAUUGCAGCUAGCAACUUUGUCAUUCACAGUCUUCACUGUCAACGCAAUCUAACAAAAUGUGAGAAAUGUGGUGAAGCUGUUCCUCGCUCCGCAAUGGAUGAACAUGAAUCAGAGUUCCAUGCUAAAGUGAAUUGCCCUGAUUGUCACAUGGCUGUUGAAAGACCGCAACUAGAAGCUCAUAAGAAAACAGCCUGUAUCUCACGUCAACAGCACUGUCCAUUCUGUGAACUUGAGCUACCUGCAAGUGAAAUGUAUGAUCAUGAAAAUUACUGUGGUAGUCGCACAAAGAAAUGUGAAGACUGUGGAGAAUAUGUGAUGCUCAAAUAUGAACAAUUGCACAUUGAUUCCAAUCAUGGAUUUUUGAAAUUAGAUGAUGAACCAGGUCCAAUUGCAACUUGGAUAAAAAAUGACCUUGAGAGUGGUAGCUCGAGACCAGCUAAAUCAAAUAACAAUCAAAAACCUCAACUAUAUACCGGGAAGUUUGAUAUUGGCGAUGAAGAUGAAGUAGAUGACAUGCAUAGCUUGUUUGCAAACCUCAUGAAGAAGAAAAAAGUAAUUGCACCUGCUGCCUAUCCAGGUGUGGCAUAUCCAAUCUCUGAUCGGCCUCAGAGAACAAUCUCCAGGUCUCCUCCACCAUAUCAAGAAGUUAUGGAAGAUUCUACAGAUUUGGUAGCUCUGCCUUGUGAAUUUUGUGAGGCUAUGAUACCUGUUAAUCAAUUGAUUCUUCAUCAAACUGCUUGCAGAAUGGACUUAACUAGUUUUGGAAGAGGCAAAAAGAGUCACAAUGAAAGUAGUAAGAAACAUUAUUCUGGUUUAGUGACCAAUGAUAGUGAUAAUGAAGGUGAUGAGGGAGAUCUAAAUCUUGGAAGCCAAGUCCCUGACGAAAUCCCGAAACAACGUGUACGUCAAAUUGGAGCAUUUACUGACACUCGGAGAAAUGCAAUUGAUGAGGGGAAUACUGACAGGCGAAGAAAUCACAGUGUUGCUGAUCGAAAAACGGGUGUUGAUGAAGGAAGUGAGGCAGCAUUGAGAGAGGAUCUGGAAGAAGAAGGUAUUUAUCUCCUACCCUGUGAAUUUUGUGGAGAUGGCUACCCCCCAAGUCUUCUGCUAGAGCAUCAAGAUGUUUGUGAAUAUCACCCCAAGAGUUUUCGAGAAGUUCAAGAGGUGUGGCCAGAAAAUAAAGAUGGUGUGUCUGUUAAAAAGCCACAGGAAUCUCAAAUGCACCAUAGAUCACGGAAAUUUGAUGAAUCUGAUUAUAAUACUUUUGUUGAUGCCGAGCAACAGAGCAAUGGUGCUCGCGGUAAGAGUAACAUUUCAAAUUCUUAUAAUGAUUUACGAGGCAACUUUACAGUGGCUAGCGAAUGGAGUGAUGAUAGUGAUUCAAGACCAACAUCAGCUACUGGAGCCAUUCCUAAACAGAAGGCAGGAAAACUAAACAUUGCUCGCAAAGUCAACCAAGAAGUACAGAGCGCCAGACCCUCCAACGCAGUGAUGGGGAACCAUUCAAGAUUGUUAGCUGACAAGGGUAAUGUAAAUUCCCAUGGUGAUCGUAAUCAGAGGUAUCAAAUUCGUAACAAUCUUAAGGAUCAAAAUGGUGGUGAUGAUGAUGAUGAUGAUGAUGAUGAUGAAUAAAUUCUUGUGUUUCAUAGAAAAAUUACUCUCUGGCUCCUGGUGACCAGAUUGUACAUUUACUCUUUGGGGCACUUUUAUGCUGAUCUUUUAUGUCUCUGUCUCAAAAGUUUGAAACUUUUUCUGUAUUACUGAAAUGACCAAGUAGUAACUUAUUAUUAUAUCUAAAACGGGUUAUUGUCUUUUUUGUGGUAAUACAGGUGAUAAUUUUUGUACAUAUUAAGCCAGGUGGAAAAUUACCAUUAAUUGUGAUGUUGCCUACCGUUCAUUGCAUAGCAUUCCAUCCUUGUUUUCUUUAUAGACAUUUUCCUAAUCUGAUAAAUGCAUUUUGUGGCACCAGUUGUCAUCUACUCUUGAUAAUAUGCAAUGAGGUCUAAUUUGCGAUUAUUGAUUCUUGUUUCUAUUUAGGUAUUUCUCCACCUGUCAUUGUUGUGCUUAAUCAGCUCUGUUAUAAUUUAAUGAAGAUUAGAGAAACCAAAAAGUGCUUUGGCCUUUUAACACUUGUUUGCCUACUUGAAUUGCCUUGUAAUACUUAUGGAUUUUUUCUUUCAAAUGAAAGGAAACAUCAUUUUGUGAUAAGCCAGACUUACAAAUACUGAAGUGAUGUGUGGGUGUUCAGAAUUUAAAGGCUGCUUCAAAUAAUUAUUGAACAGCCAAACCAUUUUUUAACUAUUUUAGAAUGUCACAACGCUCUUAUUAUAUUUAUUGUUUUGUUUCAAUGAAGAUGACCAGUAUUAUGCCUGCUGCAUGCAUGCAGCAUAUUCUUGUAGAUUGUAUUUAUGGUAUUCAGUUUCAAAUUGGACAUUAGUCAAGAAGAAGUGUGACCUUGAAGAUUUAACUUCAUCGCUUACCUAAGAAGUAUAGACAGUUUUAUGCAUAAAUCAAUCUAUUUAGGUAUUUUAUUCACAUUCUUCUGAACCAGAAAACAAGCUUUUUUAAAGAAGCUAUCUUUGUUUCUAUUUAGGAAAAUAGUCAUCUACAAGCUCCCCCUUUUUUGCUGUGUUGUGGGAUAGCAGGCAUCUUUUAAUUGUGCUUAUUGCAAUGCUCUGUCAUCUUCUUGGGUGUUGGACAUUUUUAUUUUCAUUAAUUUCUUAUUCUGGCGAUGUGUGAAAUUUGUGUGCUGUGAACUUAUCCCUGUGGCAUCUUUUUUAUAAGACUGGUAUUAUCCUGUGAAGAUAAUGCUUGUCAGCAUCAUCAUACAUUGUAUACCUGAUUUGACAUAGAGGUAGCUCAAGGGAAUUGUGAUAGUUGUAAAUCUUCUUGUCUCUUAAAACCUCUCCUUGUCAACUAUUGACCCUGUACUAGCUCAUAGGUCAGUCAUAAGAUAGACCAUGAUUAGGGUUAUGACAUUUUGGUACUGUGUAUCAUAGUGAAAGUAUGAAUUAAAAUCUAGUUUAUCAGUUGAGACAA
This is a messenger RNA of Frankliniella occidentalis (western flower thrips), 3278 nucleotides long. Its product is annotated as TRAF-type zinc finger domain-containing protein 1. Bases 198 to 1871 code for a protein of 557 amino acids. Lineage: Eukaryota; Metazoa; Arthropoda; Insecta; Thysanoptera; Thripidae. The record is from RefSeq and is a predicted model, not a curated record. The transcript is spliced from 11 exons. Gene Ontology annotation, molecular function: zinc ion binding.